This is a messenger RNA of Carassius auratus (goldfish), 1012 nucleotides long. Its product is annotated as lysosome-associated membrane glycoprotein 2-like. The transcript is spliced from 5 exons. Gene Ontology annotation, cellular component: lysosomal membrane; late endosome membrane; plasma membrane. The coding region runs from base 359 to 907 and encodes 182 amino acids. The record is from RefSeq and is a predicted model, not a curated record. Lineage: Eukaryota; Metazoa; Chordata; Actinopteri; Cypriniformes; Cyprinidae. Gene Ontology annotation, biological process: cellular response to starvation; autophagosome maturation; protein targeting to lysosome involved in chaperone-mediated autophagy.
CUCUCUAGGUAUCGUGCAUGCUGAUGUUCUUGUGACUCCAUCAAUACCUGCUGCUUCAACCACCUCCAAACACACUUCAGCUGUGACUACACCACUUCCAACCACACAUCACAACACAACUAAUUCCACCACAGAAGCGCCAACUACUCCACAUCACAACACCACAAAUUCCACCACAGAAGCGCCAACUACUCCACAUCACAACACCACAAAUUCCACCACAGAAGCGCCAACUACCGCACACACUAAUGCUACAACAGCCCCAACUCCUCCUCCAACAUCAUCUCCUGUCCCCAACCCAACUGUUGGAAACUACAAUGUCAAGUCACACAAUGACACAGUCUGUCUUUUGGCAAAGAUGGGUCUUCAGUUCAGUUUCAAAAUGAGUGAGAAUGCCAGCUUCCAGACUCUUAAUCUUGACCCGAGUCCUAAUGUAACAGAAGUGAAUGGAACCUGUGGAAGUGGUGGCAGUGACUCUUCCCUUGUGCUGAAGUCAGAUGAAAUCACAGUUCAUUUGGUCUUCACAAAUGUUUCACAGAAGUUCCGUCUACAUGCUUUGAUGCUCUCUGUUAAUCUUACAAAUGGAAAUGUUUUCAAUGCCUCCAAUAAUAAUUUGUCUCUAUGGGAGGCAUCUGUCGGAAGCUCCUACAUGUGCAAAAAAGAGCAGAGUUACAACAUCACUGACAAGCUUACCAUCAACACGUUCGAACUACAGGUGCAGCCCUUCGCAGUCCAGAACAACAAGUUUAACACAGCUGAGGAUUGCGUCGCAGAUGAGCCUGAUAACUUCAUUGUCCCUAUAGCAGUGGGAGUUGCCCUGGCCAUCCUCAUUAUUAUUGUCUUACUGGCCUAUGUGAUCGGACGAAAGAGAAGUCAGACCUCUGGCUAUGAGCAGUUUGAUUCGUAAUAUUAAUCUGAGAAAAUGAAUGCGUCCAUGCAAAUUCUGGCUAAUCUAGCAGUAUUUCAUGAAUCUAAUCAUUUCAGUUUAUGUGCACAUAAAUUCUUUUGAAAC